GGACGCUCCGUCCAGCAGCAACUUUUCGGUUUGCUGUCCUGUUUGAGAACGUUGCCUUUCCUUCCGGGAAAUGAGCCUUAGCCCCUCUAAGGUUGCGCCAGGGGUGGAGCCGGAGGGGAAGCCGGAGCCCGAGUCAGCGUCACAGAAGCGGGAGCCGGAGGCGGGGCCUGCGCCAGACCCCCCGGGCGGGUGGGAUCUGGGGGCAGGGCAGGAGUCAGAGCCGCCCCCCUCCUCAAGGCAGGAGUCGGAGCGGCUUUUGGAGUCAAGUCAGGGACAGGAACCCGAGGCUCGCUGGGCUUCCGGGCAGAGCGCAGAGCCACCAGGGGCGUCGGCGCAGGAGCCACCUUCAGGCCCGGUGCCGGCGAGGCGGGAUUCCUCUCUGUCGGCCUCACAGUUGGGAAAUCAGUUGUUUUCGAGCGCCCGCUGCCGCACUGACUGCCUGGAGGCGCCGCUCUCCCGCGCCUUCGGAUGGCUGGGAUGGAAGGUGGGCUCGCACCCCUGGAUCUUCCUGCUGGCCCCGAUGGUGCUGACGGCCGCUCUCGGCACUGGCUUCGUUUACCUGCCCAAGGACGAAGAUGAAGACCUCGAGGAGCAGUACACUCCGAUCGGCAGCCCGGCCAAAGCUGAGCGGCGCUUUGUGCGGGGACAUUUCACCACCAACGACUCUUAUCGUUUCUCCGCCUCCAGGCAGAGCACCGAGGUCAAUUUCGCGUCGAUUCUCGUGGUCUCCAACACUGCCUCGCUGCUGGAACAAGAAAUCUUAUCAGAAGUUAGUAAAUUGGACGACGCGGUGCAGGCUCUGUAUGUGACACAGGAAGACGGAACGCGGAUCCACUACAGUCAGGCGUGCGCCAAGAACCAGGGCCACUGCGUGCCCUCCAACCCACUUCUGGCCGCCUGGCGGGCGAACAAUAGCCUCAACCUGAAAAACAUCACCUUUCCCAUCUGCAACCAAAACGGCCAGCCCUUCUACCUCGCCAGCCUCGUUGGAGGCAUCGUCUUAGGCGAGAGCGUAGGAACGAACCAGUUACUCCUGGAGGCUAAAGCCAUGCGGCUGCUGUACUACCUGAAGACUGAGGACGGAGAGGACAACGAGCGGAGCAAGGCGUGGCUGAUCCUUUUCCUGAACCAGUUUAGCAGCAUUGAAAAGAGUCUGGCCCUGAAGAAGAUCCAGGUGGUCUACUUUACAUCACUCUCGCGAGAACUGGAAUUUGAGGCAACUUCUAUGACAGUGAUCCCUUUGUUUCACUUGGCAUACCUUCUAAUCAUAUUGUUUGCAGUCAUAUCAUGCUACAGGUGUGACUGUGUACGCAACAAAAUGUGGGUUGCAGCCUUUGGAGUGAUUUCUGCUGCCUUGGCAGUGGUGAGCGGCUUUGGCCUGAUGUUGUACAUUGGGGUGCCAUUUGUGAUCAUAGUUGCAAAUUCACCAUUUCUUAUUCUAGGUGUUGGGGUCGAUGACAUGUUUAUUAUGAUUUCUGCCUGGCAGAAGACCAGCCUCAUGGAUAGUAUAAAACAGCGGCUGUCCAGUGUCUAUUCAAAAGUGGCAGUGUCCAUUACAAUCACCACCAUCACCAACGUCCUGGCUUUCUAUACAGGGAUUAUGACCUCUUUCAGGUCCGUACAAUACUUUUGCAUCUAUACAGGAACAACCCUGCUCUUUUGUUAUUUUUAUAACAUCACCUGUUUUGGAGCAUUUAUGGCCCUCGAUGGUAAAAGAGAAGUAGUCUGUCUACGCUGGUUGAAAAAGUCAGAAACUCCUGACCAAAAAUGUUCCUCAUUAAAAAAGUCCUGCUGUCUCCCAUUUGAUUCUCUCCCAGAUGAACAGGAAGCUGAUAUUCAUCCAAUGAAUUUGUUCUUUAGAGACUAUUUUGGCCCUUUUCUCACAAGCACCGAGUCCAAGUUUUUUGUAGUGCUUUUAUACAUUUUGUACAUCAUAAGUAGUAUAUAUGGGUGUUUCCAAGUGCAGGAAGGUUUAGACCUUCGAAAUUUGGCAAGUGACGAUUCCUACAUCACACCGUAUUUUAAUAUUGAUGAAGAAUAUUUUUCAGAUUAUGGUCCCAGGGUUAUGGUUAUUGUUACUGAAAUUCUUGACUACUGGAAUAAAGAUGCUAGGCAAAGAUUGGAAAAAUGUCUGGCAGAUUUUGAAAACAAUGACUAUGUAGAUAAAAAUCUUACAGAGUUUUGGUUACGAGAAUAUGUGCGAUAUAUGGAAAAUAACAGACAAGAUAUAAAUGAUAAGAAUACUUUUAUAAACAGUAUUUCCAAUUUUUUAAUGGAUUUUCCACUUUUUGUGUAUGAUAUUAAUAUUUCAUCAUCACAUGAAAUCAUUGCUUCCCGGGCCUUCAUUCAGACCAUAGGUGUUUCUUCUGCAAACAAUAAGAAGAUGAUGUUAUUCCAGUUACGAAGCCUGGCUGAAAAGUGUGAGAUUCCCCUAAUGGUGUAUAACCAGGCAUUCAUAUAUUUUGAUCAGUAUGCUGCAAUAUUAGAAAACACUGUUCGAAAUGUCAUUGUUGCAUCAACAGCUAUGUUCAUCGUUUCCUUAUUGUUAAUUCCUCAUCCACUGUGUUCCUUGUGGGUAACUUUUGCUAUUGCUUCUGUGAUUGUGGGAGUCACGGGUUUCAUGGCAUUCUGGAAUGUCAAUCUUGAUUCCAUAUCCAUGAUUAAUCUUGUUAUUUGUAUAGGAUUUUCUUUCGAUUUUUCUGCACACAUUUCCUAUGCAUUUGUUUCCAGUUCAAAGCCCUCAGUAAACCAAAAAACAAUUGAGGCAUUGUAUCAGCUAGGCUACCCGGUGUUACAGAGUGCGUUUUCAACAGUAAUAGGGGUGUGCGUUUUAGCUGCAGCUAAAGCAUACAUCUUCAGAACAUUUUUUAAGAUUAUGUUUCUUGUCAUGGUAUUUGGGGCUGCUCAUGGCCUAAUUUUUAUUCCAGUAUUCUUAACCUUUUUUUGAAGGCUUGUUUGAAUAUCCACUAACAAAUCAACUACCAGUCAUAGAAUUCCUGAUUGCCCCAUUCCAAUCUGAUAAAAAACGCACUACUAAGAAUAGUCAAUAAACUAAAAACAAAGGCAUGUUUUCUUGGCUUGGAAAUCCCAUUUAAAAAUGUUAUUUAAAAUAUCC
Messenger RNA from Ceratotherium simum simum (southern white rhinoceros), 3115 nucleotides. RefSeq names its product patched domain containing 3 (gene PTCHD3). The record is from RefSeq and is a predicted model, not a curated record. Lineage: Eukaryota; Metazoa; Chordata; Mammalia; Perissodactyla; Rhinocerotidae. Gene Ontology annotation, cellular component: membrane.